Messenger RNA from Trachemys scripta elegans, 5114 nucleotides. It is a transcript of the gene XPO4, whose product is annotated as exportin 4. The record is from RefSeq and is a predicted model, not a curated record. Gene Ontology annotation, biological process: protein export from nucleus. NCBI's taxonomy places the organism in Eukaryota, Metazoa, Chordata, Testudines, Emydidae. The transcript is spliced from 23 exons. Gene Ontology annotation, molecular function: nuclear export signal receptor activity. The coding region runs from base 280 to 3669 and encodes 1129 amino acids. Gene Ontology annotation, cellular component: nuclear pore; cytoplasm.
CCCGGGGGAGAGCGCGGAGAGGUGGCUCUUGGUGCAGUCACGCCUGGUGCUUCCGUCUCUCCCCCUGCUGCUCUGGCCGGUCACGCUGCUGCAGGUCGGCGCCGAUACUCUCGGUCCGGGCGCUUCCCCGCCGGGCCGGGGGAUUGGCUCUGCGACCGCUUUGUCCCAGAAUGCAGCGCAUGGCGCGUCAUUGAAGAGAGACCAUGAUGGCGGCGGCCGUGGCUGCGGGGGGGGGCUCCUGAGGUGAUCGCCCAGCUGGAGAACGCGGCCAAAGUGCUCAUGGCACCACCUUCCAUGGUCAAUAAUGAACAACGCCAGCAUGCCGAGCACAUAUUCUUAUCAUUUAGAAAAUCAAAAUCACCAUUUGCUGUUUGCAAGCAUAUUUUGGAAACUAGUAAAGUGGACUAUGUCCUUUUUCAAGCUGCCACAGCAAUAAUGGAAGCAGUUGUGCGAGAAUGGAUUCUCUUGGAAAAAAGUAGCAUCGAGUCACUGCGAACAUUCCUUUUAACCUAUGUCUUACAAAGGCCUAACCUUCAAAAGUAUGUUCGGGAGCAGAUUCUAUUAGCAGUAGCAGUAAUAGUGAAACGAGGAUCAUUAGACAAAUCGAUUGACUGCAAAAGCAUUUUCCAUGAAGUCAGCCAGUUGAUAAGCAGUGGUAACCCCACUGUGCAAACUUUGGCCUGUUCCAUUUUAACGGCUUUGUUGAGUGAGUUCUCAAGUUCAAGUAAAACCAGCAACAUUGGACUAAGCAUGGAGUUCCAUGGUAACUGCAAACGAAUAUUUCAGGAGGAUGACCUUCGGCAGAUCUUCAUGCUAACAGUAGAGGUACUACAGGAAUUCAGCAGGCGUGAAAACCUCAAUGCUCAGAUGUCUUCAGUGUUUCAGCGUUAUCUUGCACUAGCCAAUCAGGUCUUAAGCUGGAACUUUCUUCCUCCAAAUUUGGGCAGACAUUAUAUAGCUAUGUUUGAAUCCUCACAAAAUGUGAUGCUAAAGCCAACAGAGUUGUGGCGUGAAACCCUCCUGGACAUCAGAGUUAUGGAGCUUUUCUUUACAGUACAUCGAAAAAUCAGAGAGGAUACAGAUAUGGCACAAGACUCUCUACAGUGCCUAGCACAGCUAGCUUCUCUGCAUGGGCCAGUCUUUCCUGAUGAAGGUUCACAAGUUGAUUAUCUGGCACAUUUCAUUGAAGGAUUACUGAAUACUAUCAAUGGAGUUGAAAUAGAGGACUCUGAAGCAAUGGGAAUCUCCAGUGUUUUCAGCAACCUGAUAACUGUGUUUCCUCGCAAUGUUUUAACUGCCAUUCCAAAUGAACUUUUCUCUUCAUUUGUUAACUGCCUCACACACCUCACCUGUUCUUUUGGGAGAAGUGCUGCACUGGAAGAAGUGCUUGACAAAGAUGACAUGGUAUACAUGGAGGCAUAUGAUAAAUUGCUGGAAUCCUGGCUUACCUUGGUACAAGAUGACAAACAUUUCCACAAAGGCUUCUUUACCCAACAUGCUGUUCAGGUUUUUAAUUCUUAUAUUCAGUGCCACCUAGCUGCUCCUGAUGGUACAAGGAAUUUGACUGCCAAUGGUGUAGCCUCUCGGGAGGAAGAAGAAAUAAGCGAACUGCAGGAAGAUGAUCGAGACCAGUUCUCUGACCAGCUGGCCAGUGUAGGCAUGCUAGGAAGAAUUGCUGCAGAACACUGUAUACCUCUUCUUACAAGUUUAUUAGAAGACAGAGUGACAAGGCUCCAUGGUCAGUUACAAAGACAUCAGCAGCAAUUACUUGCCUCACCAGGAUCAGGGUCAAUUGACAAUAAAGUGCUUGAUGAUCUGUAUGAGGAUAUUCAUUGGCUUAUUUUAGUCACAGGCUACCUCUUAGCUAAUGAUACUCAGGGAGAGACUCCAUUAAUACCUCCAGAAGUAAUGGAAUAUUCCAUUAAGCAUUCAACUGAGGUUGACAUCAAUACAACACUUCAGAUCCUGGGAUCUCCAGGAGAAAAGGCCUCUUCCAUCCCAGGGUACAACAGAACUGAUUCUGUAAUUAGGUUAUUAUCUGCUAUUCUAAGAGUUUCAGAAGUAGAAUCUCGAGCAAUAAGGGCGGAUCUAACACACCUUCUGAGUCCACAAAUGGGAAAAGAUAUUGUAUGGUUUCUUAAGCGUUGGGCAAAGACCUAUCUCCUAGUGGAUGAAAAACUGUAUGAUCAGAUAAGUCUACCAUUUAAUACAGCAUUUGGUGCAGACACAGAGGGUUCCCAGUGGAUUGUGGGUUACCUCUUAGAAAAAGUAAUCAGUAACCUGGCAGUAUGGAGUUCUGAGCAGGAUCUUGCAAAUGACACUGUACAGUUGCUAGUAACAUUAGUGGAAAGGAGAGAGAGGGCAAAUUUAGUAAUUCAGUGUGAGAAUUGGUGGAAUUUAGCUAAGCAGUUUGCGAGGCGAAGCCCACCUCUUCACUUUUUGUCCAGUUCUGUGCAGAGAACACUAAUGAAAGCUCUAGUUUUAGGAGGUUUUGCUCAUAUGGACACAGAUACAAAACAGCAAUACUGGACAGAGGUUCUUCAGCCACUUCAGCAGCGAUUCUUGAAUGUGAUAAAUCAAGAAAACUUUCAACAGAUCUGUCAAGAGGAGGAGGUGAAACAAGAAAUCACUGCCACACUAGAAGCACUUUGUGGCAUUGCUGAGGCUACCCAGAUAGAUAAUGUAGCAAUACUCUUUAACUUUCUGAUGGACUUCCUUACCAAUUGCAUUGGAUUAAUGGAGGUGUACAAAAACACACCAGAGACUGUUAACCUCAUAAUAGAAGUUUUUGUUGAAGUUGCACAUAAACAAAUAUGCUAUCUCGGAGAGUCCAAAGCCAUGAAUUUGUAUGAGGCCUGCCUGACUCUACUUCAAGUAUAUUCCAAGAAUAACUUAGGUCGGCAGCGAAUAGAUGUUACAGCAGAAGAGGACCAAUACCAGGAUCUUCUUCUUAUUAUGGAGCUUCUUACUAACCUUCUGUCAAAAGAAUUUAUAGAUUUCAGUGAUACAGAUGAAGUAUUUAGAGGACAUGAGCCAGGACAAGCUGCAAAUAGAUCGGUGUCAGCAGCAGAUGUAGUCUUAUAUGGGGUUAAUCUAGUUCUGCCAUUAAUGUCACAGGAUCUGCUGAAAUUUCCAUCUCUGUGUAAUCAGUACUACAAAUUAAUCACCUUCAUCUGUGAGAUAUUUCCUGAGAAAAUUCCUCAGCUUCCAGAAGACCUUUUUAAGAGCCUAAUGUACUCAUUGGAGUUAGGGAUGUCAUCGAUGAGUUCUGAGGUUUGCCAGCUCUGUCUGGAAGCUUUAACACCAUUAGCAGAACAGUGUGCAAAAGCACAGGAAACAGACUCAUCACUAUUUCUAGCAACAAGGCACUUUCUUAAGAUGGUCUUUGAUAUGCUGGUACUACAAAAGCACAAUACAGAGAUGACAACUGCAGCAGGUGAAGCAUUCUACACAUUAGUGUGUUUGCAUCAGGCUGAAUAUUCAGAACUAGUUGAAACAUUACUAUCAAGUCAACAAGAUCCAGUCAUUUACCAGCGGUUAGCAGAUGCAUUCAACAAGCUUACUGCAAGCAGCACUCCUCCUUCACUGGACCGUAAGCAGAAGAUGGCCUUCCUAAAGAGUUUAGAAGAAUUUAUGGCAAAUGUUGGUGGACUCCUCUGUGUAAAAUAAACAACAACAAAACUCUAUGCCUAAUUUAGACCCUUUCUGCAAAAUGCACUGAGAAAUGCUGAAAGCUGACUAAACCUUGUACCUAUUUCUGGGUUCUUUGCAGCCAUCUCAGAUUUUAGAGAGCCUGGAAGUUUGAUAUAACACAGUUGAAUAGGAGAGGUCAACUUUGAAUCAGCUUCUGCUAUUGUGUUACUCACAAUCUGUCAUUACUUGUAUGUUGUAGAGAAUGAACAACAAAUUGAAAUUUAAAAGAAAAUUCCAUAUAUGUGCAAACAGAUAUGGGCACAGUGAAAAAUAGUGCCUUUUCCCCAUUAGCUUAAAACAUAAGUGGCUGGACAAACUUUUAAAGAUUUUUUUUCUUGAAAACCAUAUUAGAGUAUGAUGUAGACACAUACAAAACUGUAAACAGUGUAGCUGAUUGAAGCUUUAUGUUUUCUCUCUGAAGAUUGAGUUUAUGAUCCAAGGGAAAAACACCAAAUGGUAUUUUUUAACUUGUGUUUAGUUUUGUUUUUCUACAUCACCUGAUGUUGCAUGUUUUAUGUAAUACAGGUUUCUACAUUAUAUUCUGCUGCCUAAAGUUCAGAAGGAAAAAGGUGUAUAUUUUUGUUCCCCUAAAAUGAACUUUAGGAACUGUAGCCAUUUCAUUGCCUUAAUUUAAAACAAAACAAAAAAAAGUGAUAUACUUUAGACAAGAAAUCUAAGGCAACAUUUGAGUCUUCAGAGUUGGUUCAGGAUGUUGGCAUUAAGCUGCUGUGUACCUGUUGCAGUCCUUUGUUGACCUGUGUUAUGUUGGGGUGUGACUCUAAUGCAACAUUCAUGUGUAGUUUUACUUUCACUAUCUGUUUUAAUCCACAUCCAAGUCGCGCACAGCUGCAACGUAUUUCUACACUGAACUGUUUGCUUAAGCAAUAACAAUUCAAAGGGUGUAAAUUAUUGAUUUAUACAAACUGUUUUUAAGUUGGGGCAUUAGAUAAAAUAAUUAUGCUAGACUAGGGGUUUCAAACUCUAUUUUACCCAAGGGCCAUAUACAUUUGAUUCAAGGGUUGGAAAGAUAAUUAGGAUUUGUGGUGAUUUUUUUUCCACCACCACCUCCAGAUUUGUGGUGCUCUCCUCUGCUCUUACUCAGUUUUGUGUGUCAGCACUUGAGCAGUUAAGAUGUACAUACCUUUCAUCCUGCCAACUGAUAGACGGAUAUAGUGGAACAACAAGGGAGAGUAACACAAGAAUACGGAAGCAAGGCAUACUUUGCCAGUAGUCAUAAACCUGACAAAACUGAGGCAAACGCACAUUCUGCAUGCCAGAUAAAAUUGCUUUUUGUGAGGGGUGUGGGUGGGGAAGAAUUUGGCCCUUGGGCCUUGUGCUUGAUACCUCUGCUAAAUUGUGCUGUUGAAUGUUUUCCAUGUGGUUUUUACAUUUAUAUAAAACGUACAGUAUAUACACCUUUA